CGUCUUUAAGAAAGCCCCCUAGACAACCGUUCAGUGGACAUUCCCCAGUGUUACUCCCACUUCAGUGAUGUCUUCUGCCCAAGAAAGCCUCCACACCGGCCAUGGGACUGCGCUAUUGAUCUGCUUCUGGAUGAAUUUAUUCCGGAAGCUGUAGACAGCGUGAAGUCCAUUGAGGAACCAACUUCAACAGUAUAUUUGCAACCAAAAGCAAAGACGGCCAAAAAGAGAGGCAAACAAACUGCAGCCAGAAGAUGCUGGUCCGCCGAUGAAUGUGCUGCAGUGGAAAAGCACCUCAAGAAGUUCAUUACGAGGAACCAAGUCCCUGGAAAAAUGGACUAUACACUGGAAAGGGUGGACCCCACAACUCGCCAAAAAACGAGCGUGGGAAAGGCCGACAGCGGCAGGCCAUCCUGGGAGAACAUCCGUCCUCGUACAGCGACAACGGAUACGGCUCGCACUGCCCCCUGCUGCCUCUGCCCAGUAAUAACCGUUUCAAGCGCAGCUCUCAUGACGUGCCGGAGGUGGUGUCGUAUCCGCUGCCUCAGACCUCCUCCUACAUGAGCCACGCCUCCAGCUCUGUUGCCAUGGUGAGCGGCCUGCAUCCCGCCAAGAUGAACUGCACCCGCAUCUUCAACCUCUUCUGUCUGUACGGGAACAUUGAGAAGGUGAAGUUCAUGAAGAGCGUCCCGGGCACGGCUCUAGUGGAGAUGGGUGAUGAAUAUGCGGUUGACAGAGCGAUCACACACCUGAACAGCAUCAAGGUGUUCAGCAAACGACUCAACGUCUGCGUGUCGAAGCAGCACGCCGUCAUCCCCAGUCAGGUGUUCGAGUUGGAGGACGGCUCCAGCAGCUACAAGGACUUCGCCAUGACCCGCAACAACCGCUUCACCAGCGCAGGUCAGGCCUCCAAGAACAUCAUCCAGCCUCCGUCGUGUGUGCUGCACUUCUACAACGUGCCGCCCUGCAUCAGUGAAGACGACCUGCAGCGGUUAUGCACAGAACACGACGUCCCAGGAUUCAUCAAAUACAAAGUGUUUGAUGCCAAACCCAGUUCAAAGACCAUCUCUGGUUUACUGGAGUUCGACAGUAAGACUCACGCUGUGGAGGUUCUGACGGUUCUCAAUCACUAUCAGAUCCGGAUACCCAACGGUUCGAACCCGUACACGCUGAAGCUCUGCUUCUCCACCUCCUCACAUCUCUGAGCCGGAGCGACUCAAUCUCCUGCUCCUCUUCUUCGGUUUUUGUCGUCUUUGUUUUUUCAUCUGUGAAUCAAACCAGGAAACUGACAUACACACAAACACACACACACACACUUUCUCUGGAUGAUGUCAAUGACGGCGGGACCACGACAAACGCAGGAAGAGGCGAUGAACGACACGGGCUGUUUCGUUCCAUGUAUUUGCUAGUUAAAUUGUUUUCAGGGCGUUUUUUUGCAUAUGAUAAACACGACAUGAACUGAAACACUGAACUGACGUGUGCAUGACACAGAACAUGGAACACGUGUCAUUUAUUAUUUAUGUGUACAGCGGCAGGGGUUUACUAGAGACUAAAGGAUCACCUGCUGGGUUAACCGCUUAACUAGUCACAUGACCUGUAGUCUGUCUGUGCAUUUGUUGUAGUUCUGGGUUUGGGUAGAUGAUUGUGAGACUCUUUGAUCAAUGUCAGUAUGUUAGAUUGACUGCAGCCCUGAUCCAGACACACGAUCAUCAUGGCUUCAACACCAGCUGUACAGGAAAGUAGUUCGUUUGUAACUUCCUCUGUUCUUACUCUAGUUGCAGCGUUUGUUUUCAGAGCUCAUAAAGAUCACGCAGCAAAAUCAACUCUGCUCAGAGUACAUAUGGUCCCUCUCUAAAUAGUGUUAAAGGUCCCGUUCUUCAUGAUCCCAUGUUUCAAACUUUAGUUAGUGUGUAAUGUUGUUGUUAGAGUAUAAAUAAAAUCUG
Megalobrama amblycephala (Wuchang bream) is the source of this 1940-nucleotide messenger RNA. Its product is annotated as heterogeneous nuclear ribonucleoprotein L-like. Bases 270 to 1202 code for a protein of 310 amino acids. Gene Ontology annotation, cellular component: nucleus. Gene Ontology annotation, biological process: regulation of RNA splicing; mRNA processing. Gene Ontology annotation, molecular function: mRNA binding. The transcript is spliced from 11 exons. Lineage: Eukaryota; Metazoa; Chordata; Actinopteri; Cypriniformes; Xenocyprididae. The record is from RefSeq and is a predicted model, not a curated record.